Messenger RNA from Mus caroli (Ryukyu mouse), 2704 nucleotides. RefSeq names its product dopamine receptor interacting protein 1 (gene Dorip1). NCBI's taxonomy places the organism in Eukaryota, Metazoa, Chordata, Mammalia, Rodentia, Muridae. The record is from RefSeq and is a predicted model, not a curated record.
GGUUCCCGCGACAGGUGGUCGAGUCCUCCGGGGAAUGCAGUGUGACAUACCCCUGGGUAUGACAGCUCAGAAAAAGGGGGUCCUGUUGGUGGAGAAACUGAGGUUGGAGAUUUUCCCAGGCUCAGUGCUACUGAUGGCGCUGGGAUGGAGGCAGGAUGAAGACACUGUUUGAAGAGAUCAAAGCAUCAAUUAAAAAUAACUAUAACCAAGAUCGAUCAUUUUGGAGGCCUGUUCUUCCUUGGGGAGGAGUUUUUACUAUCAAAGCUGGCCGCAAAGCAGUAUCUUGUACACCCCUCUAUGUUGAGAUCAGACUGAAAAAUACCUGCACCAUAGAUGGCUUCUUGAUGUUACUGUACGUCAUUCUUAAUGAAAAUGAAAGCUUCCCCAGGGAACUCUCUCUCCAUUUUGGCCGGGAGUUUGUCGACUGUUUUCUUUAUUUAAUGGACACCUAUAGUUUUACAACUGUGAAGCUGCUUUGGAUUUGGGACAAGAUGGAAAAACAGCAAUACAAAUCUGAAGUUCAUAAAGCUUCAUUAGUAAUUGAUUUGUUUGGGAACGAGCAUGAUAAUUUUACAAAAAAUCUCGAAAAUCUUAUGUCUACCAUUCAAGAGAGUUACUGUUCUAACUGGCGCUGCCCUACCCGAGUGCAGGAAGAUCAGCAGCGCACCAUUAGUAUAAAUCCUCCCCAAGAAAUUCCACAUGGAAACUUGAUACGACUGGCUGUGGAUGAGUUAUUCUGUUCCAAGAUUGAACUUUGUGAAGAGCGUGGGUGUGGUGGCUUAAGAGAAUUUUCCCAACGAGUUUUCUGCCAUGGGGCACCCCCUUUUGUUGUGUUAAAUAUGCAGCAUUGGAAACCUGAAGAUCUGGCAUAUGUACCCUAUUACUUGGAUUUAUCUGAUCACAAAUAUUUGCUGGAAGGCGCCACUUUAUUUAACAAAGAGGAGCAUCAUUAUUCUGCAGCCUUCCAGAUUGACGGACAUUGGAUGCACUAUGAUGGCCUCAGAAAUGUGAAUUUAAUUUUGUUAAAUAAACCCCCAGAGUUUCUCCUCUUGUCAUCAUUGGUUUAUAUUCGAGCAACAGAGAAAUAAAUAUAGACUGAUGCUGAAUUAAAUUGUUCUCCCGCCUGCCCAUGCUCCCAGAUGAAGGGCUUUUGUUCUGUAUAUACUUGGUAUCCAAGAAAACAGUUGAACUAUACUAGUUUCAGAUAUGUAUUUUUCAUUGUUUUGCCCCAGGUAAAUGUUUUAUAUGGACGAUCUAUGCAAAAAAUGUAUUUUUAAAGUAUUUUCUGGGUUAUUUUUAUACAAGCAUAUGUUAUGUUCAAUAAAAUGUAUCUCGUGGCCUUUGUACUUUUUAUUUAUAUAUAUACCUCAACAGUUUUUUACACUUUUAUCCUUAAAUCCAAGAAAAUACUUUGUUAGUUGAAUUCUAAAUUUCCCUUUUUAGAUACCUAGCAUAAAGUCAGUAUUUUGGUUACCUGACUCUAUUUCUUUGCCUUACCUUCAAGUGCACUGCAUUCAAUUUAGUAGGAUUUGAAUGGAUGGCUUAUGGAUGGCUUAGUUUACCAAUUGCUUAGUUCGUUUUACCCCUUGCUAAUUUCCUUAAGGCAAUUUUAAAAAUAUAUAUUAUAUUAAACCAUUUUUUGUAGUAGCAAGUUACUAUAGCUGUUUGCCAAAGUGUAAACCCACCAGCACAUUUCAGGCAUUAGCUAAGCUUCAACUUUAGUUAAGGUAAGCAUUACAAAUAAAUUAUGUAACAGUUGUAAAUAUCUCAUCAUUAAACUAAUGAAAAUUCUCCAGUAAGUUAUUUUGCAAACAAGGCAACUAUCAAAAAUAUUAGGCCACUGGAUAUUUAUUAGUGUUGGACAAACAUUUAAAAAUGUAUUAUAUAUUUAAGAGGGAAAUAGGGUACCUAGUGAUACUUCUAGUUCAGUGUUUUAGUGGGGCAGAGAAAAAGAUAUAUUUUAAAAAAUGAAUAAUAUCUGGUUCCCUUAAAACAGCUUACUAAUGUCAGGAGGCUUGCGUUUGAGCCACGGGUGCAAAGUCAAAACAUUUAACAGAAUUUCAUGUUUUGUUAUAAAUAACCUAAUGUCACUCAUCUUUUUGCAAUUUAAAGGGAAAAUAUUUUUAGGGAGAAUACUUGGUGAACUCUCAUUAAUGUUAGUGUUUACAGCAAAAUAACAGUGUUUAUGUUUGGGGCUGAGAUUGGGUGCAGUAUAUUUGAAGACUACAUGACAACAGACUUCACUGCCGAAUACCAAAUUGCUAUGGUUUCAUUCUAAAUCUUCCAAUGCUCUGGUGCCUGGAGACAACUUGCUCUAAGGAUGGGCAGCUGAGGGUGAAACCUUGCUAACAUCUCACUUUCAGUCAAUAUUAGGAAAAAUAUUUUUAACAGAAGAUAAGAAUGGUAGUAUUUUUGUAAAUCACCCAGGGUUUAUUUAAAUAGUUCCCCAAAUAUGGUAAUUGGGAUUUGAUUUAUAGCAGGCUUUUCUAGUAACAUGUAUUGCAUGAAUCAAACUAUACAGAAUACAAAUAUUAGUGUAUCCAUACAAAAUGGUAUGGUUAUAUUAUAGACUAAGUUAUUCUUAAUACAGAUUCUUCAGGGAGUUGCACUUUAUUUAGGAUAUUAGUUUAUUGUAACGACUUACCUACCUCACAGGGUUGUUGUGAGGGUUAAGAUGUUAAAUUUUUGACUACCUUGAACAUGC